AUGCACCUUUCAUUACAUAUCAUAGAGAAAUUAGUUCUUGGAAAAAUUGAAAAUGGAAGAAGAGAGGCAGAGGGCUUCAAUGUUAGUGAAAUAUUAGGGAGGAGGAACAAUACAGCCAUCAGAAAAUCAACUCUCCGGCGCUCGCAACGGCAAACUUAUCCAGGAACAAAAUGGUGUGGCAUUGGGAACGAAGCUACAAGUUAUGAAGACUUGGGAACAAAUAAGGAUGUGGACAUGUGUUGUCGAGAUCAUGACUUCUGUGAUGUAAAAAUUGAGGCUGGAAAAAGCAAUUAUGGUCUGAAGAACGAUGGUUUUUUCACCAUAGUGUCCUGUGAAUGUGAGAAGGCAUUUUAUGGUUGUUUAUCAGAGGUACCACAAUACCCUCAUGCAGCUAUUAUUGGAUUUGUCUACUUUGAUCUUUUUAGUCCUAAGUGCAUUGGAAAGAAGAAAGUGUGUACUAGGUACAUGUAA
Molecule: messenger RNA, 471 nt
Organism: Saccostrea echinata
Lineage: Eukaryota; Metazoa; Mollusca; Bivalvia; Ostreida; Ostreidae
Product: phospholipase A2-like
Exons: 4
Coding region: 1-471 (156 amino acids)
Biological process (GO): phospholipid metabolic process; arachidonate secretion
Source: RefSeq, a predicted model, not a curated record